Messenger RNA from Drosophila erecta, 1608 nucleotides. RefSeq names its product malectin-A. The record is from RefSeq and is a predicted model, not a curated record. NCBI's taxonomy places the organism in Eukaryota, Metazoa, Arthropoda, Insecta, Diptera, Drosophilidae. Gene Ontology annotation, cellular component: membrane. Gene Ontology annotation, molecular function: carbohydrate binding. The transcript has 2 exons. The coding region runs from base 247 to 1290 and encodes 347 amino acids.
UAUGUAAUAAGAGUAUGCGUACUAAAAGUAUUUAGUAAAAUACCGCUGCUUCAAAAAUACUGGUUCCAACGAACAGUUCUCUGGUUCCCUGUACAUGCGAAAAGGCUGCACUGUAUAGAAAUAAGUUGUAAAUGGAUUUAUUCCGGCCCCGAAAAUCUGUCAGUAAUAGCUAGGCGACGGAAUUUCCCGAAGAUUUAAUACCGGAAAACUAGACGGCCAGAAAAGAGGCUCUACGAAGCAAGGAAAAUGCUGCAAAGCGAACUCCGGCACACAACAACAACCAGAACUGCUGGCAUGUGCAACGUAGCAUGCAAUAAGGGGAUUUUCCUGAACUACUUGCAGGCAAGUGGCCAAAGGACCUGGAUGGCGGUGCUCCUGGUGCUGUUCCUUAUCGGUACCUGCGUAGCCGCGGAACCCCUGAAAGUUAUAUACGCGGUCAACGCUGGCGGGGAUGAGCACACCGAUCUAAAUGGCGUCCAAUACGAUGCGGAUCCUCUCAAAGGAAUUGGAAUAGCUUCUGACUAUGGCAAACACCUGCUGAUGAUCGGCCGGGUACAGGAACAUGACGAGGUGCUCUACAGGACCGAGCGUUAUCACACCACUACAUUUGGGUACGAUUUACCCAGUGAUGGUGAUGGAGAUUACGCCUUGAUAAUGAAGUUCUGCGAGGUGUACUUCGAUGCGCCGCAGAAGAAGGUUUUCGAUGUGCUCCUAAACCGCAAGCACACGGUUGUCCGUCAGCUGGACAUCUACAACCAGGUGGGCAGGGGCUCUGCACACGACGAGAUUGUGUACUUCAAGAUCAACAACGGACGAUUGAAUUAUGAGGGAGAGGUGUCCGAUGUGCGAAAUGGCCGCCUCCGGCUGGACUUCAUAAAGGGGGCACUGGAUAAUCCCAAGAUCAAUGCAUUCGCCUUGCUCAAGGGAGACAUCUCCCUGGUGCCGCGGAUGCAUGGCUCCGAGGCGACUGAGAGGAUCAAACCGGAGAGUAAGCUGAAUGCGGAACAGAAGACAGGACAGCAGGCAGAGAGGGUGGUGCGCAACCAGCGGGACAACAUCGAUGAGGAUGACGAGGACCUGGACGACGAAGAGUUUGAGGAAGAGCUGUCCGAGCAGCAUAUCGACAAGCUGGGCAGCGAUCAGCCGUCGCAGCAAUCGGACACAAAGAGGUCUUACAGUGGCCCCCGCCAACCGAAUCCGUACUCCAUGGACGACUCAUCGAUCCUGCUACCAGUUUUCAUCGCCAUCGGGGCCUUUAUACCACUGCUGUUCUGCCUCUGCAAGCUGUGAUCCCCAUCCAUUGCUCACUCAACGAUCUCGGUCUGCGUUGUUCGUACGUUACGCACUCCCUAGAGGUCGGUUCCCUUAUUCCCAGGAUGCAAAGCUCUCUACCGCCCUGUACUUUCCAUAUUUGAUAAGCAAUUUGUUUGUGUUCUUCACAUUGACCACUGCCGUCCCAGGCUCGGGUACUUAAUCGUUGAUUCACUUGAUUUAUAAUUUGGAUUGUUGGAUUGUUUGACCGCUUGAAUUGGACAAUGCGCGCACAAAGUAAAAUCGGUUUUUGGGUAAUUUUUUACUUGGGAACUGUUAGUUUUGAAUGAGAUUGAA